This is a messenger RNA of Erigeron canadensis, 2082 nucleotides long. RefSeq names its product AFG1-like ATPase. Gene Ontology annotation, molecular function: ATP binding; ATP hydrolysis activity. Bases 416 to 1897 code for a protein of 493 amino acids. NCBI's taxonomy places the organism in Eukaryota, Viridiplantae, Streptophyta, Magnoliopsida, Asterales, Asteraceae. Gene Ontology annotation, cellular component: chloroplast; cytoplasm; mitochondrion. The transcript is spliced from 16 exons. The record is from RefSeq and is a predicted model, not a curated record.
UAAUAGCAUAUAAAACUACAUAUAACAUCCAAUAUAUAUUGCACUAUUAUUAUCCUUUCUCUCUGCAUCAUCUAUAUAUCUUCAAGAAUAAUCUCCAAUACAUUAGGUUCUUUUCAACUUUAUAUGUGUGAUCCUUCAAGAGUUUUAGCACCUUUUGAUAUUGUGUUGAUUGAUCACCCAAUCAAAGCAUGUCUGGAGGGUUAUUUCUUGAGGAUUUUAUGAUGAUCUCAUGUUGGAAUUUAUAGACAAGGUUGAAUUUUUAAUGGAUAUAGUGAAUGCUACAAAAGAAAGUCGUAACAUGAUUUUCUGUCAACUACUGAAAGUUAUUUUGCUUUAGUUUUUAAGGAUUUGGAGGUAAUAAGAGGCUCUGACUAUACAUUAAAGCUCGUAAACUGACAACAAACCAUUGGAGAAGAUGAGGAGAGCUUUGGUCAAAUCUUUUGGAUUAAUACACUCUGCUUUUCAAAAUCGUGGAGCAAAUAGACUGAUUUUUAAUAUAAACCCGAUGUUAUUUGAUGUAACGUAUGAUGUCGAUGUAUGUAAAUAUGCACAUCCUUCACAUAUGUUUUCCAGAGCAAUCUCUGCUGAUGCUGCCAAAGUAAACUAUGAAGAAGUGAGAAGAAGUGGGCCACUUGUAGAGUAUGAACGUAGAAUAAGUGCUGGUGAACUCGAAGACGGCGAUAAUUGUCAGAUAGGCACCUUAAAGGAAAUUCAAAGACUCUAUGAUGAGCUUUGUAACUCGGUUCAUGCUUGUCAUUUGGAUCGUUAUUCUGAUCCUGAGAAAACCGGCAGGAGUAGGUGGUUAUGGUCUCGUUUUAUACCUCAAUCUUCGGUUUCACCAGUCAAAGGGCUCUAUCUUUAUGGUGGAGUUGGCACCGGAAAAACCAUGUUGAUGGAUUUAUUUUUUGAUCAAUUACCUUGCAAUUGGAGGAGAAAGAGGAUUCAUUUUCACGACUUUAUGUUGAACGUUCACAGUCGAUUGCAGAAGCACAAAGGAGUAUCCGACCCCCUCGAAGUUGUUGCAGGAGAGAUCUCUCAUGAAUCUAUCUUGCUAUGUUUAGAUGAAUUCAUGGUUAAUGAUGUAGCCGAUGCUUUAAUAUUAAAUCGCUUAUUUAAACAUCUUUUUUCUAAUGGUGCUAUACUAGUUGCUACAUCAAAUCGUGCUCCUGAUGGUCUUUAUGAACGGGGAUUGCAAAGAGAUCUUUUUUUACCUUUCAUUUCCACACUUAAGGAAAGAUGCAUAGUACAUGAAAUUGGUUCCUCCGUAGACUAUAGAAGAAGGACCUCGGCCGAAGAAGGCUUUUACUUUAUACAAAGUGGUACAUCCGAUUUCCUUAUGCAAAAGUUUAAGGAGUUAAUUGGGGAACACAGGGCUUGCCCUCAAGAGGCUGAAGUUGUUAUGGGAAGGACACUCCAGGUACCGUUGGGUGCUAAUGGGUGUGCAUAUUUUCCUUUUGAGGAACUCUGUGACAAACCACUUGGUGCUGCCGACUAUUUCGGGUUAUGUAAGAAAUUUCACACCCUGGUAUUGGAUGGAGUCCCGAUGUUUGGGCUACGGAACAGAACAGCAGCAUAUCGGUUUGUCACUUUGGUUGAUGUUAUGUAUGAGAACAAAGCCAGGUUGAUGUGUACUGCUGAGGGGACUCCUUUUGAUCUUUUUGAAAGGAUUGUCACGAUUUCGGAUGCACCACCUAGAACCUCUUCGAGGUCAAGAAAAAAUGACGACUUUGACCUUUGUGUUGACAAUGAAUUGGGCUUUGCAAAAGAUCGUACCAUCAGUAGAUUGACAGAGAUGAACAGCAAAGAGUACCUUGAGCAGCAUACCGAAAUGAUAGCAAACAAACAGAUUUAUAAUCAAAUGGAUGAAAACAAUAAUGAGAAUGUGGUGCAGGCCUAACCAGCCCACACGAGUGAUCGUGAAAUUAGUAUUUAUCCAACUCGAGCCUCUUUUUGUAUUUUAAGUUUGUACUAUAGGUAGCCUGCUGUAUUUGAUCAAAUACCUGAUUGUAUAAGAUUAGAAGUUGGACCGUUUCUUCGGUCGCAUUUGUUAAUAAUAUACAAGUUAUGCCAUGUAUUUUUCUA